AUGCCGGCCUUCGCCGAGAGCACGGCCGAGCCGCCUCUGGCGGACAGCUACUACGCCCUGCUCCGCGGUGGCAACAAAGCCGACGAGUGCGCCUCGGCGCCGCCGCCUGGCUGCCAGGCCCCGCCCGUGUCGGAAUGCGAGCUCCCGAUGAUCGACGUUGGGUGCCUGACGGCGUGCGGCGGGGGCACGGAGGAGAGGGCGGCAUGCGCGGCGGCGAUAGCGUCCGCGGCCGCUGAAUGGGGCUUCCUCCAGGUGGUCAACCACGGCGUCAAGCAGGAGCUCCUGGAGGCGAUGCGGCGGGAGCAGGUGCGCCUCUUCCGCCUGCCGUUCGAGGCCAAGGCCACGGCCGGCCUUCUCAACGACUCCUACCGCUGGGGCUCCCCGACCGCCACGUCGCCAAGGCAGCUGUCUUGGUCCGAGGCCUUCCAUGUCCCGCUCGCCGGCAUCUCCGGUAGCCCUUGCAGCUACGGCGAGCUCACCAGCAUCAGCUUGUGUGUGUGUGGACGGUGCAGGGAUGUGACGCAGGAGGUGGCGAACGCGAUGUCAAAGCUGGCCAACACGCUGGCGUGCGUCCUGGCCGAGAGCCUGGGACACACCGCCGGCCAACGCUUCCCGGAAGGGUGCGACGAGAGGACGUGCUUCCUCCGGCUGAACAGGUACCCGCCGUGCCCGUUCUCGCCGGACGCCUUCGGCCUGGUGCCGCACACGGACAGCGACUUCCUCACCGUGCUCUGCCAGGACCAAGUCGGCGGCCUGCAGCUGAUGAAGGGCUCCCGGUGGGUGGCCGUCAAGCCCAUUCCCGGCGCUCUCAUCGUCAACAUUGGAGACCUCUUCCAGGCAUGGAGCAACAACAGAUACAAGAGCGUGGAGCACAAAGUGGUGACCAACGCGACGACGGAGAGGUACUCCGUGGCAUACUUCCUUUGCCCGUCGUACGACUCGCCCAUCGGCGCAUGCGAAGAGCCUUCACCUUACAGGACCUUCACCUUCGGGGAGUAUCGGAGAAGGGUGCAGGAAGACGUCAAGAAGACGGGGAAGAAGAUUGGCCUCCCCAAUUUUCUGCUGUAG
Molecule: messenger RNA, 1068 nt
Organism: Triticum turgidum subsp. durum (durum wheat)
Lineage: Eukaryota; Viridiplantae; Streptophyta; Magnoliopsida; Poales; Poaceae
Source: the annotation of a GenBank genome assembly